Molecule: messenger RNA, 441 nt
Organism: Oppiella nova
Lineage: Eukaryota; Metazoa; Arthropoda; Arachnida; Sarcoptiformes; Oppiidae
Source: the annotation of a GenBank genome assembly
UAAAAGUUUUUUUGUUGUCAAGUCUUAUGCGACAAAACCUAUUGUCUAACCAUUCAUAGCACACAUCGAGACAAUUAUCACCACAACUCACGAGUAGUCAUCACCACCAGUGGCCACACAACACACUCCUUAACCCCAAUCGGAUCCAACCAUCACCUCAAACAACACACCACCGACUCCUACCUCCACACCUACCACUAACCGGUAUAUACUAUCCCAUUAAUGGCCGGCUUCGACGACUUGGGCGUCUUUUUCAACGAGAACCUAUUGAACGGCGACAUCGAUGGCAACAACGCCAAUGGCGUGCCUACCGGUGCCAUCAACACGGCUGCCAUCAAACGCCGAUUCAAAGAGUUCUUACGCCAAUACAACUCAUCCGACUCGACCUUCCAAUACAAAUACCGGCAACAGAUCCGCGACCGCUAUAACUUGGAUCAGUUC